CCUGUUUCAUCUCAAAUCCCAUUUGCCAUUGUACCUGCCCAAUAGCAGCGACUGAGCGCAUUUUAACUCGGAUGGCAUUUUUAUUUCAUCAUUACACUCCAGCGCAAGUUUGACGCAUUGAUCACCGCGCUCUCACAGCGAUCGUCCUCAAGAGCUAAACGCGCAGCUUGCGAGCGAGUUUCUGUGUUUUUUUCCCCCUCUCUCUCGCAUCAUUUCACCUUAAAACAAGAAAGGCUCUCUCUGGUGAUCUUUUUUUGUUUGUCUGUUUGUUUGUUUUCUUGGCAAGUUUUUUUCAUGGUGAUUCACACAGGACAUUGAGCGGUAAUGGCAGACUCUGAUGCGCAGGAGACUCGCCAACCCGCAAAAGACUCACCAUUCUCCAUAAAGAACCUGCUGAACAUUGACGAUAAGCCCACAAAGCCAAAAACUUUCUUCGCCUCGUCCAAAGGAGUAUUUGAGGGGAGCUUCUUCUCCAGGCUCGGCGACUUACCUUUCCCUCGCUUUGAGCUGCCUGCCCAGAGAAUCGGACUAUCGGCGCAAUAUUUGGAAAGAGCGUCUACCUGGUGGUACCCUUACACACUUGGGACCCAUCUGAGGACUGCAGCCUCUGAGAAGGCCGGCCUGAGAGAAGCGUCACCGGUCCCGGAGAGACGCAGCCCGGAGCUCCUGAAGAGCGACCCAGAUGCCAAAGAGGAGAGCGCGGACGACGAUGUAGCGCUGGACGAGAGCGACGGAGAGGAGCCAAAGAAAGAAGAGCAGGAGGAGGACUGGAGGCGGAAAGCCGACGAGGACUCGGAGAAGAAGCCCUGUCGGAAAAAGAAGACGCGCACGGUGUUUUCCAGGAGCCAGGUCUUUCAGCUGGAGUCCACCUUCGACAUUAAACGCUACCUGAGCAGCUCGGAGCGGGCGGGCCUGGCGGCGUCACUACACCUGACGGAGACGCAGGUCAAAAUCUGGUUUCAGAACCGGAGGAAUAAGUGGAAAAGGCAGCUGGCGGCCGAGCUGGAAGCGGCCAAUCUGAGCCAUGCGGCGGCGCAGAGGAUUGUGCGGGUUCCCAUACUGUACCACGAGAGCGGGGCCGCAGAGACAGCCGGGGGCCCCGCGGGGAGCUCCCCGGGCGGCCAGUCCCUCCUGUCCUUCCCGCACCCCAUGUACUAUUCCCACCCGGUUCCGCUGCUGAGGCCCGUUUGA
Myripristis murdjan (pinecone soldierfish) is the source of this 1191-nucleotide messenger RNA. Its product is annotated as homeobox protein HMX3-B. The transcript has 2 exons. Gene Ontology annotation, biological process: regulation of transcription by RNA polymerase II. Gene Ontology annotation, cellular component: nucleus. The coding region runs from base 325 to 1191 and encodes 288 amino acids. NCBI's taxonomy places the organism in Eukaryota, Metazoa, Chordata, Actinopteri, Holocentriformes, Holocentridae. The record is from RefSeq and is a predicted model, not a curated record. Gene Ontology annotation, molecular function: RNA polymerase II transcription regulatory region sequence-specific DNA binding; DNA-binding transcription factor activity, RNA polymerase II-specific.